Messenger RNA from Hyaloperonospora brassicae, 2913 nucleotides. NCBI's taxonomy places the organism in Eukaryota, Oomycota, Peronosporomycetes, Peronosporales, Peronosporaceae. The record is from the annotation of a GenBank genome assembly.
AUGGCAACUACAGCUGACCAGAGUGCAGCGCUUGGGCUGUCGUUCACGGCGCUUUGUUCGGUGCUAAAGACCAUCGAAGCGACGAGCAAAAGCGAUACGAAGCUCGAGCUGCUCUUCAGCGCGAACCUCCGCACUCGAGUGGGUCGAGGGGAUCUCUACCCGCUCAUGCGUUUGAUUCUGCCGCAACUGGAUCGAGAACGCACGUAUUUGCUCAAAGAGAAGAAGAUCGCGAAGCUGUACAUUCAGGUGCUCGGUCUCGCGCCGAUCAGUCGAGACGCACAGAAGCUGGAGCACUUUCACGAUCCCCGGAUCGUCGACAGCAACUCGGUCGGCGACUUUGCAGCUGUGCUCUACGAAGUCGUGCUCUAUCGAAGUGGCGCGAGCAGGCUCAAGCUGACGCACACGAUUCAAGACGUCAAUGAGCUGCUCGAUGCUCUUGUUCGGGCUGACAGCAGUGCAGCGAGGAAACAAGUGGUCCUGAAGCUAGUUACGGAGUACACUGCAGAGGAGCAAAAGUGGAUCAUUCGGGUGGUGCUGAAGGACCUGAAGAUCGGAUUGAGGCACGAGCGGGUGCUCCAGUUCAUCCACCCGGACGCCAUGGAGAUGUACAACCAUACAAACGACUUGCACAAGGUCUGCACCGACUUGCGCAACUCUGCAGUGAGGUACGUGCCGCAGCUGGAACCGUUUCAGGUCUUCACGCCGAUGCUCGCGAAGAGAGUGCACUUUGGGGAGUGUAUCAGCGCGAUCAAUGCCGAUGCCUUUGUCGUUGAGCCCAAGUUGGACGGCGAACGGAUCACGUGUCACGUACAGGGGCAGAACGUGCAGUUUAUCUCGAGGAACGGGAUCAACUACACGGAGAGCUACGCGCCAUCCAUUCAGCCGCAUGUGCUGUCCCAACUCGAGCCUGAAGUGGACUGCAUCUUGGACGGAGAGAUGAUGGUGUGGGACAAUACAGAGUAUCGGCUGCGCGAGUUCGGACUGCUGAAGCAUACUGCAAAGGCCGUGCGCACGGGGGAAGUAACGAAUCGAUGGCUGUGCUACGUCGUGUGGGACGUCGUGUACCUCGGAGGGCCGAAAGCAGAGCAGUUGAUACGUGAGGUGUUUCGCGGUCCCGGAGAAGUUACUGCCGUGAUGGGUCUACCGCUUCUUGCACGACGGAAGUUGCUGCUCCGGAUUCUCAAACCGCUCGAUCACCGGAUCCUGAUCAUCGAGCAGAAGCUGAUCAAUGACAAGUCACCAAGAGAGCGGCAUGAGCGCGUCAUGGCUGAGGUAGACCAGCAGGUGCAAAACGGAGGCGAGGGCGUGAUCAUGAAAGACCUGAACGCUCAUUACAUGUGUGGCGAAAGCAGUCGGAAGUCGAAGAAAUGGUUGAAGCUCAAACCGGACUACGCAGGCAUGACGACCGAUCUCGAUACGGUCAUUGUUGGUGGAUUCUAUGGCACUGGGCGGCGUCGCAGUGGCAAUGUGUCGGUCUUUCUUCUCGGCGUACUUGCUCACGCGCUCGACGAGACCCAGGCAGCUGAAGCAAUGAAGCCAGGUGCUCCGUGUCCCGCAGUGUACACGUUUGCUAAGGUGGGUACUGGAUACAAUCUGGACGAGCUCGAGCAGAUGCGACAAGAGCUUGGGCCGUACUGGCAGCCAUGGGACGACAAGCACAUUCCGCUGCAUUUGAACGGCUGGAAACCGCAAAAGAGCGACCUACGACCUGACGUGUGGAUCGAUCCACGACACUCGAAGAUCCUCGAAGUGUACGGGUUUGAGCUCUCGUUUACAACACUAUACCAGACAGGGCUCACGGUACGGUUUCCUCGGUGCAAGGCAAUCCGCAAUGACAAGGAAUGGUACCAGUGCAUUGAUCUCCAGGAUCUCAAUGCUGUUCGCGGAAGCCUCUCCACCAAACGCGCCUCUGAAGUCGCUCUGGGACAAAAAAGUGUUGCAAAACGUGUCAAGAAGCAAAAGACAGCACUACCUCGUCGUGCUAGUGGCGUGCUGGAAGAGUACACUCGUGCGGAUCUGAACGGCAUCGAACAAGAGCGAAGUGUGUUGGAAGGAAUGGAGUUCUGCGUACUACCCGGCAAAUUCGAGACGCCUCCACCAACUGUUCGUUCAGCAGUGCGUGGAGGUAUACUGGACGACCACGCCACGCACUUGUCGAAGCAGACGAUUGAAAAGCUGCUCCACGCUUUCGGAGGUCACGUGGUGCAAAACCCGAUCGACAGCACCAACUACGUUGUUGCGGCGAGCGAUGCUGGAUUCAAGGUGGCCAAUCUGAAAAAGCAAGGAUUGUACAACAUCGUGCACGUUCGGUGGGUAUACAGCUGUGCAGCCGCCAUGCGUUUGGUGUCGCCGAAGGCAAGCGACUUUGUGUUUGCAACUGACGCGCAACGACAAGCUCUUGCCAGGCAGUAUGACCGCUAUGGAGAUCAUUUUACUGAGCACAUUGAUCCAGACGAAUUCAGACGCAUCAUGCACGAGAUGGAACGGGAUGCUGGCGAAGAACCCGAGACGCUGCCUUGGCAGCUCCGAAUGCGCGAGUUGGACAUGGAAGAAGCGGACUCCAUGAGUUGCGCAUUCACUUUCUUGUCGCAUUGUGUGGGAUACUUCCAGCCUCGCAACAACUCGGACAGUUCGUUCCCUGGCGCGAACGCCAUCUCGGCUGGCGAAGCAAAGCUCCUCGAGCACCAAUUCAGGCUGUACGGAGGACUCGUUGCACACGAAAUCGAUUCUGCUGUCACGCACGUUGUCGUUGACUCGACUGAUCAAGCUCAAAUCGAGCAGCUUUUGCCAGCAAUUCGGGCUUUGCGUCACCAAGGCUUACCAGAGCCUCGAGUCGUUGCAAAGGAGUGGGUCCAGCAAAGUGUGGAAGCGCAAAUGCAGCUUCCCGUGGACGACUUCGUUGUGCAUGUUUAG